Molecule: messenger RNA, 1950 nt
Organism: Castor canadensis (American beaver)
Lineage: Eukaryota; Metazoa; Chordata; Mammalia; Rodentia; Castoridae
Source: RefSeq, a predicted model, not a curated record
GGCCGGCGGGACAGCCAGAGCAAAGUUAGUUUCGCCCCCACCCCUGCAGCCAGCUGGGGCUGCUUUCUCGCAACAAGUGACAGAGCAGGGCAGCUGCUGGGUCAGAAAGAGCUUGAACCCUCUAUCUCUCUGGCUCUGCCAUGCACCAGCUGCGUGACGCUGGGCUUGUCCCCGCACCCUGCUCCGGACCGCUCGGGUUCCAGUAGGAGGAAGUUGAUCCAAGUGAACUCCAAGGUCCUGUUGCACGUUCUCACCAAAACCCCGGAAGUACUUGUCUUCUGAGAAGCCACUCCAGAAAAUACUGCUGUGGUCCAAGCCCAUCACUGCACAGGGAGCACCAGAAUCUGCAGGAUGGGGGCGGCCUGUAUCAAGGUCACCAAAUACUUUCUCUUCCUCUUCAACUUGCUCUUCUUUAUCCUGGGUGCCGUAAUCCUGGGCUUCGGGGUGUGGAUCCUAGCUGACAGGAGCAGCUUCAUCUCAGUCCUGCAAACCUCCUCCAGCUCACUGCAGGUGGCAGCCUAUGUCUUUAUCACCGUGGGUGCUGUCACCAUGCUCAUGGGUUUCCUUGGCUGCAUUGGUGCCGUCAAUGAGGUCCGCUGCCUGCUGGGCCUGUAUUUUGCCUUCCUCCUGCUGCUCCUCAUCGCCCAGGUGACCGCUGGAGUCGUCUUCUACUUCAAUGCAGGCCAGCUGAAGGAGGAGAUGGGCAAUGUGGUGGUGGAGCUUAUCCGGAACUACUCCAACACCAGUGCCAGCGGUGAGGACAGCCUGCAGGAGGCCUGGGACUACGUGCAGAUGCAGGUGAAGUGCUGUGGCUGGGUGAGCUUCUCCAACUGGACAGACAACGCGGAGCUCAUGAACCACACCGAUGUCACCUAUCCCUGCUCCUGCGAGGUCACGGAGGAUGAGGAUACCACGUUCCUUCUGAGGAAGGGUUUCUGCCAAGCCCCUGGCAACAGCACCCAGGGCAGCAAUGACCCCGAGGAGUGGCCUGUGUACAGGGAGGGCUGCAUGGAGAAGGUGCAGGCAUGGCUGCAGGAGAACCUGGGCACCAUCCUUGGUGUGUGUGUGAGCAUCGCUGUCACCGAGCUCCUGGGGAUGCUUCUGUCCAUCUGUCUGUGCCGGCACAUCCAUUCUGAAGACUACAGCAAGGUCCCCAAGUACUGAGGCUCCUGCUGUCCCCCACCUCCCUGCCAUCUCCCACCUGGACCUCCCAGGGGGCUCCCUAGCUCCCUCCUCCAGGCCUGCCUCCCACCUCACUGUCAGGCCCCUUGCCUGUCCUGAACUGGCUGGACCCCUCUCCCCACUGCCAGGCUAGAGCCCUGGAGGUCCUGUGGCCCUGCCCCUCUCUGCCCCCCAGGGGUCUCUUGGCAGCUCAGUAUGGCUCCCUGCCUUGGUAUCCCUCACAGGCAGGAUGGCUGGAUCUCCACCUACCCUGGAGGUUGUGCAUAUGCUAUAGAGAAAGGUGUAUGAAACCCCCAGGGGAAGCAUGGAUCAUAUCCCAAGGCUGUCAGGGGACUGAUCCCUGGUUGGGUCAAAUUCUUCCUACUAUGAUGCUUACAGCUUUGGUUUUUCACAUUUUUAUGGAUGGUAAUAUGAGAUGGUGGGUGAUGUCCCUUUCCCAGGCCUGACACAGCCCUUCCAGGCAGCUCAGCUCUGCCCAGACCACCCUGUGGGCAGUACCUAAUGAGUUCCAUGUGGGUAGAGAGUCACAGUCCCCCUCGGUGUGGCACAGAGCUGGCCCUGCAUUCUCCAGGAUCCUAAGCUGUCUGGGGACCAGAGGAGGAGAAGCUGGACUGGUCUUUCUCAGCAGCUGUCCCUUGUCCCAUGAGGCAGUAGGUGGGUAAGGCUGUGCCUUUCGGGGGCAGGAGGGUAUCUGUGCUCUGCUCUGUAAACGCAUUCAGACUUGAAGGCUGACUAUUAAAGAGGUUUGUAACAACCGGGCCUGUAGUG